Molecule: messenger RNA, 3199 nt
Organism: Syngnathoides biaculeatus (alligator pipefish)
Lineage: Eukaryota; Metazoa; Chordata; Actinopteri; Syngnathiformes; Syngnathidae
Gene: eeig1a
Product: estrogen-induced osteoclastogenesis regulator 1a
Exons: 12
Coding region: 486-1634 (382 amino acids)
Source: RefSeq, a predicted model, not a curated record
UAUAAACCCGGAAUUUGUAGGAUUAGUCUUUAAAAAUAAAUGAUACCUGAUUCGACAACUGGAAUAUUUCUUGAUAAUAAUAAAAAUAGCCACAUUUAUAGAGCUUUUAUUUACUUAUAUGCAAUUUUAUAUUAACCUUUUACAAAAUAUUAGCGUGAUUUUGUUAUUUGAUGAACAAAAUUAUUAAUUUGUAAGAUAUUAACCGGAAUCGAGCCAUAACUCUAAAUUAGCUUGAUGGUAUCCCGGAGCUGGCUGGACUAAUCCUGUUCGAAGAGGGUGGAAAAAAAAGUGUUGUUUUUGUGUUAUUUGUUGGGGGGAACCGUCUCCGAGAGCAGAAAUGUCUCAAGAUUUCUGCUCUGAGUCGUCGCCGGUGAAGGUAGAGGAACGGGAGGCUUCUCGGCCCAAACCGGAAUAAGACACCAUUAAGUUCCGUUGUUGUUUUGUUAUUGUUGCUUUUCUAACACGAGUGAAGCGUCGGCAGCGGAAUGGCUUUCUUCGCGAAAAAGAAGAAAUUCAAGUUCCAGACAUAUUUGACCCUGGAAGAACUGAGCGCGGUGCCCUUCGUCAACGGUGUUCUUUUUUGCAAAGUUCGUCUGCUGGACGGAGACUUCGUCGCUUCCUCCUCCAGGGAGGAAGUACGUGAGAACUGUGUACGAUGGAGGAAGAGGUUCUCGUUUGUGUCCAAGAUGAGUGCAAACCCACACACAGGCGUGCUGGACCCAUCGGUCUGCCGGGUGUCUGUCAGGAAGGAGCUGAAAGGUGGAAAAGCAUACACGAAGCUGGGCUUCGCAGACCUGAACAUGGCGGAGUUUGCGGGCUCGGGUUCCACAGUGCGCUGCUGCCUGCUGGAGGGCUACAACACCAAGAACAUGCGACAGGACAACUCCAUACUCAAGGUAAUCAUCGGGAUGACCCUCCUGUCUGGAGAUCCUUGUUUUAAAACUCCAGCCAGCACGGCCAAGAGCAUCUCCAUCCCAGGACGUGAGCACACCCUGCAGCUGGACUGCAAGGGUGAGGGAACCAAGGCUGAACCUGGACCAGCUGGAGUCAUUUCACUGGGCCGGACGCCCAAACAUCGACCCUCCAUCAUUAGCUCAGGUCUUCUGGAUGACGGUGAAGGUAUUGUUCCUGGAGAAAUGUUUCAGUCUGGACACUCUCGUAACUCCAGCUACGCCAGCCAACAGAGCAAAAUCUCAGGCUACAGCACAGAGCACUCUUGUUCCUCCAGCCUAUCGGACCUGACACACCGCAGAAACACCUCCACUGGUAGCAGCGCCUCCGGAGGCCUGGGGGGCUUGGCUAUGGACAUCCCCACAGACGCUGAAAGAGAAGCGGGGCGCUCCGAGAGACCCCCUCGGCCUCCCAGGCCACUCCUGCCCACCAAUAGGCCCCCCAGGAGAAAGCAGGAUUCUGUGGAGAGUCAGCCAUCUUGGGUGAAUGACACCCGCAUGGAUGCUGAUGACAUUGUGGAGAAGAUUGUCCAGAGCCAAAACUUUGAGGACGUCAGCAACACUGAAGACAGCAACCUGCGUCUGUUCAUCAACAAAGAUGGUAGCACCGCGCUCAGUGCCAUCCGUCUGGGCAACAGGGUGUCAGCCGGUGGCUAUGAGCCCGUGGUCAUCGAGAGCCACUAGACCUGAGGAAUCCCUUGCCCUCCCCCCCCCCCACUACCUUCAGCUGGUCUGAAGAAACAACGGUGGGAAAAACACACCAGUUAGCACUUUAACCACCGCACGCCAUCUUGUUUAGGACGCCGAGAUCCACCUGGUGUCCUCAGUCUCAUCACGGUCACAAAAUGGAGGGUAGAGUGGAACCAAAUAUGAUGAUAUGAUGAAUCCCACGUUUAGUGCAGUUAAAAGCAUCUGCAGUUCAUUUGAGUGCAUGAACAUCCCAGGAAACACGUCGCCCACCAUUUUCACAGUUUUCAUCCCAGUUCACAGUCCUUUGUGUCAGGUACAGGGUUCCGAUGGCUGCGGCUGUAACAUUCGAGACUAGCCCCUUCGCGUUGAAAGCAAUUGUUUCCGUCUCCCAAACACUGGCGCUAAUGCGUUCAGAUAAUUAAAUAACGACAUCUGAAGUGCCAUUGCAGCUAUUCCUAAAUGCCCUUGUGGUUGAACUCAUUCAGAAAGAUUACAUCAUCUGAAGUACUGUUGUUGCUUCAUGUCAAUGACAUCAUGAGUUAUCUGAAACGUGUUUUUCACGCAUUGCAAUUAGAUGCAUUGUGACAAUUGCUUUCAACACUAAAGGGCAUGCCCAGAAAAUCCCAAAUCUGAUAUGAUGUCAUAAACCAUCAAAUUCGUGGGUGGACUUCAACUCCGUAAUGCUUUUUCCGUAACUUAGAGACGAGACGAGUGUGAAAGGAGCUACUGAACAUGCCAGGAGACCAUAAAACCAGGAAGGUCCCUGUAGAUCGGGGAACCCAAAGUGAACCACUUUUUUUACAUUUUUUUUUUUUUAAAGCCUGCUUUUCUUGAUGAGCCUAAAGCGUCUCGGCCUUGAGCGAGAACGCUGGUGACGGCGAAGAGAGAUAAGGCGUCCAUUUUAUUUAUUUUUUUUCGCCCUGCCUUCUUUAAAGUCUGGAGUUUUAGUUUCAAAACCUCUUCUGUCGUAGCUCCAUCAUAAGGAGCUCAACUGCCCCCUAGUGGAGCAAUACGUGUUUACAACCAACAUUGCAAACAAAAGGGUUGAGAAACAAAGGAAUGUUUACAAACAGCCGGCUGCUUGUAGCUUUUCCUUGGCUUUUAUUUGUUUUAUCCAUAUCCUUUAACUUUAGGAAUUAUUUUUGAAUGUUUUCCACAAACCAUGACAAUAAAUCCUUUUUUUUCCUUUUAUCCUCUUAACACAAUGGUUUUAUUGUCAGGCUACUUUUUGUCUGAAAAGCACACGCAUGGUUAGAUUUAGUUUAUGUUUUGGGGAUGAACCACUAAUUUUGUUGGGUUUACACCACAUAUGAUACUUUUUUUUUUUUAAGCAUUUAUUUAUAUUUUUUUUCUCCUUUUAUUCGAUGAUGGUUUUGUCCGGAGGAUGGGUGAUUAUAAGCUAUGCACACGACUCGCCUUCCCUCUGCUUUUUGUGUUUCACUUGUUAGAAAUAUUAAAAAGAGUAUUGUAUCGUAACAAAGCUUCUAUUUACAUAGGGUGAUAGAAAAUGACGUUUGUAACACUUCUAGACAAUAAAAAUCUAUUCUACCACUGUCAAA